UUUAACAACGUUGACUAAAUUGCUUCAAAUUCGCACAUUUUCUGCAGCGAUAAGUGGAAGCAUGUUGCUCGCUUUAAUAUUGUGUUGUUACCUUACGUCUCUUAAGGCAUUGGAAAAUGAGCCAAACCAAAAGUCAAAUUUGGAAGAACAACGGUCAUCAGAUUGUCCAAAUACAGCUAUCCUACUUAAGGCUAUUUAUAUACUGACGAACUUAAUACCACAAGACACCACUAUGUUGGAGCCUGAAAAACUUAACUAUGGACUAUCGACUGUGAUGAGGUUUCUAGAAAAGGAACCUUCAAAAGAUAAAUUUAAAUUAAAUAAUAACUUAAACAAUCUUGAAUCUCAAUUAGAUAAAAUAAUAGCAAGAAGCAAUGAACGUGUUUUGCGAGAUAAAAAUGCAGGUAAUUCGAAGGAAAAAUUUCCAUCGCAAUAUGAAACUCCAAUGACAUAUAAAUGCGAGUAUAUUUUGGGCACUUUAAUUUAUUUUAUAAAAAACGCUUACAUGCAUGUUGCCAAUUAUUGCAGAUUAACUGGAAAGUGUAGCGCCUAUGACUCGGCUCCUUUGAGCUUAAACUUUUCUGAUAACAUUUUAUCGCAUAAUACCAUGUCACAAAAUCAAAAACCACUACACGAUUUUAAAUAUUUAACAAAUUAUGAAACUCCCUUAACGAAAGCUGACAAAGAAAACAAUGCCAUGCCUCAAGUAAGCCAAGAAAUGAAACAGGAUUACGAUAUAAUGAGCAUUCUUCAAAAUUACAAACCUAUUUCAGAUAUUAAACAAGCGAAAGACGUACUGAACUAUUAUCCUGUAGAAAAUCUAGAAAAUAGGAAACAAAAAUCAUAUAAUGAAAUUUUAAAGCCUUUUGUAUAUGGUGACAAAGAGAAUUAUGCUCUAAAUGGUAUUUCUCCGCAACAAUUACCAAGCAGACCAAACGAUUUUAAUAAUAUUUCAUUCAAAGACAUUUUUUCAGCAAUAAACAAUCUUAAUACAAAUACAAAUCAAAAAGAAACAAACAUGUUAGCAGAUGCAGUGCUCUCCGCUAACAAUAUACCUAUACAAAGCUAUCCUACUGUUAUAGGCAAUAAAAAUCCUCUACAAGACUAUACAUCAAGCUAUUUUCAACAAGGCAUCGAACAAAACUCACAAUAUUUAACAAAUCACAACAAGGAACCUGAACUUAUAAAACAAAUACCACAACAAUAUGUUGGUAUUCCUAAUAAUCAAAACUUCUCUCCUUAUCCAUACCCAUAUCCAUAUCAGAGUUAUAAGGAAUCGCCAAAUCAAAAUACACAACUCUUGGGGCUUAACCAAAAACCUCAAUAUAAACUGACAAUUCCUAACUCGUUGACGUCACAAUAUAAUAAAUAUGUCAUCCCUAACGCCAUUAAUACGAUUAUUGCUGAUAAUACCAAACAAGAAAAUUAUGGCACUCAAUUACCUGCUUCGUCUCAGCCGCUUAGUGUAUCUAAUUUAGUUAAAUUGAAUUCUGUACCUAAGAAUUAUGGAAAUGUUGAAUUAACAUUCAUGCUUAAACGAUCGCAGCCAGUUUACGAACCAUUAUUUUAUGUCAAAUAUAAAAUGCCUUACAAUGAAUUCCUUUAUAAUAUUCAGAAUCUUCUAAUACAAAAACCUUACUUGAGAAGUAAACCUAAUCAACUAUACCAGGAACUACUAAGUGGUUCAAAUGUAAUAAAAACAUCAGAAAAUUUAAAAGAUCUGAAUGAUGAAGAACUCGUAAAACUUACUUCUACUAAUGGUACACUCAUUACAGCUAAAUUACUAGAAGAUCGCGAUAACGUUGAUAACGAAAAAUUAAAAGCAAUUCAAGAUUUAAAUGCUAAUUUGUCUGUUGCGAAUUUUCUAAAUUUAAACAUGAGUAACAACCAAACCUUAGAGCCAAUCCAAAAACUUCUUAAAGCAACAAUGACUGCUACAGGUUAUGAUAAUUCUUUCAAAAGUUACUCUGAUGCCGAACGUUCUGGAAUAAUGAACGGUUACAUUAAUUCUGAUUAUAAUACUCCAAUUGUAUAUCAACCAAGUCCUAAUGAUUAUAAUCCAUACAGUAAAAUUUUAGGUCCUGCUUAUUCAACAUUAUAUGGAAUACCUUUUACGGGAUACAAUACACAAUCUAAUAAUAUUGUAGAAAAAUUGUCAGCAGUAAAUUCACAGAGUCAAUUUAAUUCAUAUCCACAACUAGCAGGAUGAUAAUAUUAUUUUAUUGUAUUUGUAUCAUUAUUAAAUUAUAUUUAAAUUCUUA
Nymphalis io (European peacock) is the source of this 2261-nucleotide messenger RNA. RefSeq lists its product as uncharacterized. The transcript has 2 exons. Lineage: Eukaryota; Metazoa; Arthropoda; Insecta; Lepidoptera; Nymphalidae. The record is from RefSeq and is a predicted model, not a curated record. The coding region runs from base 62 to 2209 and encodes 715 amino acids.